AUGAAACUUUAUAAUCCAAGAUUGAGACGUUUUCUGGACCGCUGGCCAGGCAAGAAAACUUUGGGAAUCUACAGGUUUUUACCGGUGUUUUUCCUUCUAGGCGCCGCUUUGGAAUUUUCCAUGAUCAAUUGGAGGGUCGGAGAAGUGAAUUUUUAUCAAACAUUCAAGAAACGGCAAGCUUUAAAUAUCCUAGAAAAACGGCAACAAGAGGGGCAUCAGCACUAG
Molecule: messenger RNA, 225 nt
Organism: Ceutorhynchus assimilis (cabbage seed weevil)
Lineage: Eukaryota; Metazoa; Arthropoda; Insecta; Coleoptera; Curculionidae
Source: the annotation of a GenBank genome assembly